This is a messenger RNA of Drepanopeziza brunnea f. sp. 'multigermtubi' MB_m1, 1692 nucleotides long. NCBI's taxonomy places the organism in Eukaryota, Fungi, Ascomycota, Leotiomycetes, Helotiales, Drepanopezizaceae. The record is from RefSeq and is a predicted model, not a curated record.
AUGGUAGAUAUCAAGAAGACAAACAACGUCAAGGUUGCCGAACACGACGAUGACGCUGACAUGAAGGAGAAUGUGGUAUCAACCAAAGUCCUUAUCGGUGACGAGAGCUUUAACCAGGCUAUGAUGAAGGAGCCACCUCAGCCUAGAAACUGGGUUGCCAUUAACCUCUACAUAAUCUCGGUUGUCGGGUUCUGCUGUUCUACUUCUAACGGUUUUGACUCCUCUCUAUUCGGAAAUCUGCUCUCCCAGACGAACUUCCAGGAGUUCUUUGGGGUCGGCAAUGUCGGCAUUAAGGCUGGCAUAGUCAGUUCCAUGACCCAAAUUGGUGGCGUAGCUGCAAUCCCUUUCAUCGGCCCUGCGAUCGACACCUUUGGCCGAAGGAUCGGCAUGUUCAUCGGAGCCUCUAUCAUUCUCCUCGGUGUCAUCAUUCAAGGCACUGUCAUUAGCACAAACAAUAUUGGUCAGUUCAUGGGAGGUCGUUUCUUCAUGGGAAUGGGCGUGUCUAUCAUCGCGUCCGCUGGACCCUGCUAUGUUGUCGAGAUCUCUCAUCCUGCCUACCGUGGUAUUAUCACUGGUUUCUAUAAUGUUUUCUGGCCCGUGGGUGCUCUUGUCGCGUCGAGUGCAUGCCGUGGCAGUCUCAACUUGUCUGGACACGCUACAUGGCUUGUGCCGAUUUGGCUCCAGGCAAUGUUCCCCGGGAUUGUGUUCCUCUCGGCGUUUUUCCUCCCAGAAUCCCCCCGAUGGCUAUACACCAACGGAAAGCAAGAGCAAGCAAGGGUUUUCCUCACCAAGUGGCAUGGAAACGGUAACCCUGAGAGCGAAUGGGUCAAGCUACAAAUGGGAGAAUACGAGGCACAUCUCGAACUCGAUGGCGCUGACAAGCGCUGGUGGGAUUACCGGGCGCUGUUCAGGAACAGAACCGCCGUCUACCGCCUUGCCUGCAACUGCCUUGUCUCACUCUUCGGACAGUGGGCUGGUAACGGUGUCGUCUCUUACUUCCUCAGCGGAGUGCUGGAUACUGCCGGCGUCACGAAUACUACUACUCAGAACAACCUCUUCGUCGCUAUGAACGCGGUGCAAUGCAUUCUCUCCUUCACUGGAAGCAUGUUUGUUGACAAGAUUGGUCGGCGCCCUCUCCUGAUCUGGGUGAACGUAGGCUGUUCUAUCUGCUGGAUAGGAGUGACUGCCGCAUCAGGUAUCCAGGCCAGCAAAGGCGACAAAGCAUCCAGUGCCGCCACUGUCGCCAUGAUCUACAUUUUCCAAGCUGUCUACUCCUUCGGAUGGACCCCUUUGCAAGCCCUCUAUCCUGUCGAGGUCCUCUCGUUUGAGAUGCGUGCCAAGGGAAUGGCCUUCUCCAAUAUGUUCGUCAAUGCUGGUAAGUCUGAACAGCUAUUUCCUCAGAUAUCACUUACUGACUCUCUCAGGCACCCUCGUCAACCAAUUCGGUUUCCCGUCGCUCUGGACAACAUCAAGUGGAAAACCUACAUCGUCUUCUUGGUCUGGUGUCUGGUCCAAGCUGGCCUCAUCUACAUCUUCAUCCCUGAGACCAAGAACCGCACUCUCGAAGAGCUGGACGAGAUCUUUAGCGCCAAGAACCCAAUGAAGGCUUCAAUCGCCAAGAAGAGGCUUGAGAUUGACGAGCACAAGAACGUGAUUGGGGUGGUCGAUUUGGAUGAGAAGGAUGCCGCUUAG